UCGUAUAAGCUAAAACCCUUCCUUAAUCUACUUCAUCUAAGAUCUUCGACGAAACACUCUGAUCAGAUCAGUCAAUCUUCCAAAUCAAAGUUUCCAGGUCAAAUGAAGAAGGGAUUGAUAUGGGCAACAGCCGACGACUUAGCGAGAAACCGAGGGAAAGUAAUCUCGUUGUACCGAGAAAUACUUCGGAGCCUGAACUCGCCUAAACUGGAACUGAAUUUAGCAGCGAGGUUGGCGAAGAAAGCAGAGGCGCGCGCCAUCUUUAUGCUGGGUUCUGAAGAGCGCUCGGUUCAUAACAUUGAAGACCUCAUCGAGGCAGCUGAAUACUCUCUCACGCUUUUGAAACAAGGCAAAAUCCCCAAACUCGUUCAAUAA
Hibiscus syriacus is the source of this 375-nucleotide messenger RNA. RefSeq lists its product as uncharacterized. Bases 103 to 375 code for a protein of 90 amino acids. The transcript has 2 exons. Lineage: Eukaryota; Viridiplantae; Streptophyta; Magnoliopsida; Malvales; Malvaceae. The record is from RefSeq and is a predicted model, not a curated record.